AUGGGGGAUGGCAGGCCAGAGUCUGUGGCGGAUCAGGGUGACAGGUUCCAGCUCAAAGCUGCAGAACUGCAGCCCGACGUCAUGAGCUCUUCCUGAAAUGAGGACAUUCCAUUUCUUAGAUUGCAUUGCUAAACAAUACAUCCAAUGUUAGUGAGAUGCAUGUCUCAUCAUAACAAAGUGAACAGGUUUACAGUAAACUAGAUCAAAUGAAAUCAAAAUCAAAAGUUGUCAUUUGUGCAGGAAUACAGUGUAGUGUGCAAUAAGAAAUAAGUAGAUAACUACACUAUAUUAAGUACAGUGCAGUAAGUACCAUAGCAGCAUAGAGUCAUGUGUAAUCUAUUCAACAGUCUAAACGCAAAUGUAUGCUUGAUCUGAAAAUGUGAUCGGAGGCUACGUAUGGAGGGUGUGACACAGUUGCAGAGCCUCCGGAGGCGUGCAGAGGCCAAAUCAUGCUCCAUACCGCAUUGGCGUGUGACUCUCAAAUUUUGCAACAAUGCAGAGGGCGCCGUAUAGUUCCGCAUUGACAUGAUUGGUUGACGGUAGGAUGGGGCGGUACGUCUUGUAUAAACACAAACUCACUUCCUUGACAACUUCCUUCACAAUAGCUCUGCUAAGCGCAAGAAGUAUGAAAGCCCUGACGUCUGUGGAGGCUGCAUCGCAGUAAAUGCUGUACGGCCACUUCAGACGUCCGAUUGACCAUGUAGAACCUUUCAUGGCUUGACAGUAGAAACUGUCUCUGAGCAUGGUGGUGCUACAGUUGAGUCUCCUAUAAAGGAGCAGGCAUCUUAUGCCGCGUUCACAUCAUGUCCGGAACUCAUAAAUACGACCUUCCUACUGGGAAAAAUGCAUGUGAACACCCCAACUCGUAAUUACAACUAGGAAACUCGGGUAUGAUCUCUGGACCCACAUUCUGAACUCUGACGUUACGCACCACUGCAAAUGGCAACAAACAUGGCCGCGAUUUCGGCUGUCAAUGGUGAGAAUGGUGCUUGUAUUCCUUCCGAGCACUCCAAGUUGUUCCUCAGAUCAAUCCGACAUGACGUGAACGCGGCAUUAGUUUCCAAUUGUAAUAUAAGGCCUACUUCUAAAGCCAGGCGGACACUACACAUUUCUAACCCGAUCUAUGGGCUCUUGAUCAGCUCCUGGCGUAUUUCAGAGGAAGUCAGAGGAAAUCGGAGCAAACCCGGAGUAAAAUGUAACGCCGCAGCUCGUAAAGUGUAAGCACAUACUGAUUUUCGGUUGAUGGCUUUCAAGGGCACUUGCGGUGUCCUGAUCAUUUUCAAACAGGUUGACUAGAGUCAGUUCCACCUCACAGCUGCAGAACUGCAGCCACCCUAAUCUAGCACACCUGAUUCUAAUAAUUAGCUGGUUGAUAAGCUGAAUCAGGUUAGUUACAACUGGGGUUGGAGCGAAGACCUACAGAAGGGUACCGCUCCAGGAACAAGUUUGGAGAGCCCUGUCCUAGAGAGUAGUGACAACUGUUACUGAGUGGACUAUAGAGUACCACAGUAUGAGUCAUAAUACCCAUAAAACCUAGAGGUCAAACAGGGAAAUGGUUCCAAUAAUCGUUUUUCCACCAUUCAUUUUUCCCAUAGGGGAUUUUAGAAACACUUAAAAUAAGGGCAGUGUUUCGUGUAGGCUUACCCUAGCGUGACGUUUUGAUAACUGUGUAAAUCUCUCUAGGACAAGCUGACUUAUCAAUAUAGUCGCCUGUAUUUACCCCCCAAAUGAAAUGCUAAUUAGCUGCUAAUUUGGCUAUCAUAAAGAACUACAAAUGCCAUGAUGAUCUGGAAGAGACUGCUGAAUCGAGGCAAAGGUAAGAAUCUCUGGAUUACCUAUCUAAUGUUAGCUAAAUGUAGUAAUGAAUAAAUAGGAUACAUUUCUUUAAAUGGACAAUGAACUGUCUUGUGCAAGUUUUAAAUGGACACAAUACCUGUUAGCAAAGGUAUCAGCUAGAGAUGAUAUGCAGGAGCUUGCAGGAAUUUGUACUUUUGCAUGAUGUCUACUUUGAUGCCAAUUAGCAUUUUUGAAUCUGAGAGUAAAUAGAGCUGAAUAUAUUGAUAAAAGUCACCUUGUCCGAGAGAGAUUUACAUGGUUAUCAAAACGUCAGGCCAGGGGAAGCCUACACGAAACACAGCCCUUAUUUUAAAGCUACAACAUGUAACUUUUUGGGCGACCCCCACCAAAUUCACAUAGAAAUGUGAGUUAUAGAUCUUUCAUUCCUGUUGAAAGCAAGUCUAAGAAGCGGUAGAUCCGUUCUGUGUGUGCUAUUUCUAUGCUUCCCGUUCUGAAGUUUCGUUUUUGCGUCUUUUACUUUCGUUUUUUUACACCAGCUUCAAACAGCUGAAUAAACAAUCUUUUUGGUUAUGGAAAAUAUAUUUCACAGCAGUUUAGAUUGUGUGACAAAACAAGCAGUCAUUGUACAAACUGAAAUUAGACGUACUAUUAGAAUUUUAGCAACCAGGAAAUGGUGGAGCAAUUUCUGCAUAGUGCAUCUUUAAGUGUCUCUAAAAUCCCCUAUGGGAAAAAUGAAUGGUGGAAAAAACGAUUGGAACGAUUUCCUUGUUUGACAGCUGGGUUUUAUGAAACCUCCACUGUGGAACUCGAUUCUGGUUAAAUUAAGUUGAACAGAAUUGAAAUGAGCAACUUUUUCACAGAUCCAAGUUGAUGGCAGGGGUGUACGCGCUUUCACAACUCUAGUCAGGUCUCUGUAAACCAGCGUGGCUUGUUUUCUUCUAAAAGAGGGCAUCUGUAAAGGAAAAACAAGACAAUGACAACUAAAUUUGACUUAUUCUUAAUGCAGAUAAUAUUAAUUACAUUUAAAUUAACUGAUACAUAGGACACAAUUAUCCAUCAUAAUGCGUGACUAGCGGAGGUACAUUGCUUACACUCUCAAAUGUUUUCUUAUAGGGAAUCUGUUAUGGGUAGAUGGUUGUGCUUCACAUAGACAUAAGUAGUCUGAUAUGGCUUCAGAGACAGGUGAAGACAUCUUUGGCCUUCAAGUAUUGGACAGGAAUAUAUUAGGCAAUGGCUUUGUUUGUGUUCCUUUCAUCUGAACUGUCAUUUAAUUUGAUUGGUGUAAACAAGGGAUGGGGGAUUUUCCACCAUAAUGCGCAUACCAGUCAUUUUAUUUAAGAUUAAUUAAGAUGAGUGCUCAAGAGACAUAAGCUGCAUCCUGAUUCAGAAGUGUGCAUAUGCACACUCCUUGUCAUGGAUUUAAAAAGUAUAGAAAUGGUGUAAGCGUUGACUAGAGUGAGUUUAAAUCCAUGGGAGAAGGUGUACUAGUGCACACUUUGGGAGAAGCAUGGAUAAUUAAGAUGCAGCCAGAGAAUGGAGAAAGACAGAGAAAGAGAAAUGAGAUGCUGCCUAGCACCCAAAACAGGAAAUGACAAAAUGCCAAAAAUAUCGACUGACUAGUUCUGUAUGGGAUGACCUGAAGAGAUACUUUGAGGCAAGCUCACUGUGUUGAUGCUUUGCCUCCAGUCAUUGCUGACGUCCCUACUAGAGGUCUCCACGGACCCCGAUGGGGCUUUCCCACCCAGACCCGACUAAUUUUUAAAAUAUAGAGGCCUGUUCCAAACGGAUCCAAGAACCACUAGACCCGUUCCGUAUAGAGCGAGUGACACAGUGAGCAGGGAGGAAAGGGGAUGAACAGGGAGGAGGGAGAGACGGCAAACAACCAAGCCGACUCGCGCUAUAGUAGACUGUCUGCAAUAGUACCUUUCUUGAGUGCAUCAAACCAGGAGAAGCUAGUCAGCGUUAGGUAGCUAGGGUAAUUGAGGCUGCAGUGCAUGCGCUUUCUCAUCCUACAGUUUCAAAAAACAACUCUAUUCAAAAUAUUAAGUAGCAGCCUACCUGUUAGCUCUUGGUCGUUGUAGCCUAUCUUUCUCCUUGAACUUUUAAUUCUGUCAUUUUUAAUCCCAUCUUCCAUUUAUUAGAUACGGAAGCUCUGACUGUAGCUUCUUUGACGAUUUAUGAUUGGCCAACAACAACAAGCUAGCUCUUGAGAAAACGAGCAGCAGCACAAAUGAUAAAAUGUCUCUCCCUCUCUCUUUACUGCAGCAAUCGCGUUCGGAUCUGUACAGGCCCUUCCGGACAAGUCAGUGAAAAUGAAACAUACCCAUGACAAUCAUAUCAGAUCUGACCCAGACCCGUGACAUUAUUUAGAAUUCUGGAUUUGGACCCUCUCGGGUACAGGUGGAUCCAUGAAGCGCUCUAGUCCCUAACCUUAACCCCUACCCUAACCUUAACCCUUACCUAACCGGAUAGCCCGGACCUUUAAUUUACCCGCAGCCAUGACAAAUGGCCUUCUUUGUUGGACAUGCGCAAGCAGAUUGUCGUGUAACAAUAACAAAACAUAAUAUCCACCCCUAUUUCGAUAAAAAUCUGAGGGAUGGGGGCUGGAAAAAUGUAAUACUCUCAAAUUUACACACAAAGUAAUGGAUGCAAGGACUGACCAUCCAUGACAUCAAAAGUAUAGUUCUAACCAUGUUCUGAGGCUAUAUAGUGUUUGUUUACAUUUACUUUGUUUACAAACAUUGGAGUAAAACAAGCUUAUAUUUUGGGUUAUGAUGGGGUAGGCCUACGACAGUUGAACUAAGCUCAUGUGGCAUUUAUAAGUUAUCAGUGGGUGCAUAUCAUUCAAUUAUGUUAUAAAAAUUGAUGUAGCAACUGCAGAUUGCCCCUUUAACAGGUUGUGUCUGCAGAUUGCCCCUUUAACAGGUUGUGCCAGGAAAGUCGGCGCAAGUUAUACCUGCCAUCCGCUGUUGGAGUGCAGUUGGGAUAACUGGGUGUUCCGUCUGCAAGUCAACUUACAUUUACAUUUUAGUCAUUUAGCAGACGCUCUUAUCCAGAGCGACUUACAGUUAGUGAGUGCAUACAUUUUUCAUACUCACAACAUCUCACAAUGAAUGAGACCGCAGUUUCAUUCGCAAAGGAUUUCUUGGCUGGUGGAAUCUCCGCUGCCAUCGCCGAAACGGCGGUUGCGCCCAUCGAGAGAGUCAAGCUUCUCCUUCAGGUAGCUAUGGUUCCGUAGUAGCUUUGAGACGCAACAUCCGGAGUAUGUGUAUUGGUUGGGCUCCCUGAGCUGUGCAUCGUUCUGGCGACGAAAAAAAAAAAAAAACCUCAAUAUAGCCGGUUUCACAAAAAAAAACGUAUAAUCUCUAGGAACUCUAUUUACCAGAUGUAAAGUGAAAUGUGUCCCUGACUAUCAAUUAAACAUCUAAAUCCAACUUUUGUCCCAACCGCACCAUAUUCCUGCUGUGUAUAAAGUGGUAGGAAGUCUCGUAUGACUGUGAUCGAAUGGCAGCCCGAUGUCUCAGCAGGAAUAUGGUAGGUUUGGACAAAAGUUGGAUUCGGACAUUUGUUUGAAAGCAAGCAGGGAUGGCUCCAGGCAUAGGCGAAAUAAGCAGGUACUUAGGGCACCAGGCCGCUUAUUUGUUGUAAAUACCAAAAGGGAUUUACAACAAUUAAUUAAAUGAACACCCAGUGGGGGGAAAAAACAACCUGUCAAUAUUUAAGAUUGAAAUAUGAAAAAGUUGUUUUUUGUGGAACAGGUGUGUCAUGAACUUGAUGAUUUUAUUUAAUAUACCCACAUGGCAGUUAUAGACUGAAAUACAUGAGUAUAGGCUAACAUCAACACAAACAAUAAAAUACAAUUUAGUUGAGAAAACCGAAGUAUGAAUGACAAGUAAAGUACAUAUGAGAAGGGGCAGUCUUGGCAGAAGUAGGGUAUGGGUGUUUUAUUUAUUUAUUUUUAUCUCAGUUCUGGCAUGUGGGAUAGAGAAGAGGUGGGUGCUACAGGUGGUUCUGCCAGUCACUUUUCCUCGACAGGCAGCCAGUCUUAGAAGGGGGACUUGAAGAGGGAGACUGUAAAGUCCAGGCACAGCUGUUCUCUUUGCUCUUGGAGUGUUGGCAGUGCUAGUGUAUGUAGUGCAUCUGUGUAUCUCACUGUGCCCAGGAUGGUAUGUCAAGCACAGGUCCUUAGCAGAUUAGAUGAAACCACAUGACAUUAACAGUAGCUGUAGAUAAUGUAAUGAAAAGUGGGAUCUUGGAGGGUGAUUGAUCAUGGUGGACAUCAGGUGGAUCCAGGUCUGGGGUAAGGGAUACGGAAGGCAUCUCAGAGCAUGGCAGAACCCUAGAUCCUGAAGAACAGGAGCAGAGUAAAAGGAACAGAGACCGAGGCAUAGAAGGAUGCAGAAAGAAAACAGACAUUUUACAGGUAGACCCUAGACCCACUACAAUUCGCAUACCGCCCCAACAGAUCCACAGAUGACGCAAUCUCAAUCGCACUCCACACUGCCCUUUCCCACCUGGACAUGUGUAACUCUGUGUUGUUUUUAUCGCACUGCUUUGCUUUAUCUUGGCCAGGUCGCAGUUGUAAAUGAGAACUUGUUCUCAACUGGCCUACCUGGUUAAAUAAAAAACACCUAUGUGAGAAUGCUAUUCAUUGACUACAGCUCAGCGUUCAACACCAAGUGCCCACAAAGCUCAUCACUAUGCUAAGGACCCUGGGACUAAACACCUCCCUCUGCAACUGGAUCCUGGACUUCCUGACGACAAUGAGACAGCCUUUAGGGAGGAGGUCAGAGACCUGGAAGUGUGGUGCCAGGACAACAACCUCUCCUUCAAUGUGAGCAAGACAAAGGAGCUGAUCGUGGACUACAGGAAAAGGAGGGCUGAACAGGCCCCCAUUAACAUCGACAGGGCUGUAGUGGAGCAGGUUGAGAGCUUCAAGUUCCUUGGUGUCCACAUCACCAACAAACUAUCAUGGUCCAAACACACCAAGACCGUCAUGAAGAGGGCACGACAACACCUUCUCCCCCUCAGGAGACUGAAAAGAUUUGGACAUGGGUCCCCAGGGCCAGGUUGGCACAUAGAGUUGACCAGGCUGUUGACUGAGGCCUGUGGAAUGUUGUCCCACUCCUCUUCAAUGGCUGUGCGAAGUUGCUGGAUAUUGGCAGGAACUGGAACACACUGUUGUACACUUUGAUCCAGAGCAUCCCAAACAUGCUCAAUGGGUGGCAUGUCUGGUGAGUAGCAGGCCAUGGAAGAACUGGGACAUUUUCAGCUUCCAGGGAUUGUGUACAGAUCCUUGCGACGUGGGGCUGUGCAUUAUCAUGCUGAAACAUGAGGUGAUGGUAGUGGAUGAAUGGCACGACAAUGGGCCUCAGGAUCUCAUCACGGUAUCUCUGUACAUUCAAAUUGGCAUUGAUAAAAUGCAAUUGUGUUCAUUGUCUGUAGCUUAUGCCUGCCCAUACCAGAAGGCUACCAUGGUGCACUUUGUUCACAACGUUGACAUCAGCAAACUGCUCGCCCACACACGUGGUCUGCGGUUGUGAGGCAAGUUGGACAUACUGCCAAAUUCUCAAAAACCACACUCCCUCAACUUGAGACAUCUGUGGCAUUGUGUUGUGUGACAAAACUGCACAUUUAGUGGCCUUUUAUUGUCCCCAGCACAAGGUGCACCUGUGUAAUGAUCAUGCUGUUUAAUCCGCUCCUUGACAUGCCAAACCUGUCAGGUGGAUGGAUUAUCUUGGCAAAGGAGAAUUGCUCAAUAAAAGGGAUCAACACAAUCAUCUCCUUUGUCUUGAUCACAUUGAGGGAGAGGUUGUUAUCCUGGCACCACACGGCCAGGUCUCUGACCUCCUCCCUACAGGCUGUCUCAUCGUUGUCGGUGAUCAGGCCUACCACUGUCGCGUCGUCUGCAAACUUAAUGAUGGUGUUGGAGUCGUGCCUGGCCAUGCAGUCAUGGGUGAACAGGGAGUACAGGAGGGGACUGAGCACACACUCAGUCCCCCUGAGGGGCCCCGGUGUUGAGGAUCAGCGUGCCAGAUGUGUUGUUACCUACCCUUACCACCUGGGGCGGCAUGUCAGGAAGUCCAGGAUCCAGUUGCAGAGGGAGGUGUUUAGUCCCAGGGUCCUUAGCUUAGUGAUGAGCUUUGAGGGCACUAUGGUGUUGAACGCUGAGCUGUAGUUAAUGAAUAGCAUUCUCACGUAGGUGUUCCUUUUGUCCAGGUGGGAAAGGGCAGUGUGGAGUGCAGUAGAGAUUGCAUGAUCUGUUGGGGCAGUAUGCAAAUUGGAGUGGGUCUAGGGUUUCUGGGAUAAUGGUGUUGAUGUGAGCCAUGACCAGCCUUUCAAAGCACUUCAUGGCUACAGACGUCAGUGCUACGGGUCUGUAGUCAUUUAGGCAAUGUAAUUGAAGACACUUGCCAGUUGGUCAGCGCAUACUCUGAGUACCCGUCCUGGUAAUCCGUCUGGCGCUGCAGGCUUGUGAAUGUUGACCUGUUUAAAGGUUUUACUCACAUCGGCUACGGAGAGCGUGAUCACACAGUCGUCGAACAGCUGAUGCUCUCGUGCAUGCUUCAAUGUUGCUUGCCUCGAAGCGACCAUAGAAGUGAUUUAGCUCGUCUGGUAAGCUUGUGUCACUGGGCAGCUCGCGUCUGUGCUUCCCUUUGUAGUCUGUAAUAGUUUGCAAGCCCUGCCAUAUCCGACGAGCGUCAGAGCCGGUGUACUACAAUUCAAUCUCAGUCCUGUAUUGACGCUUUGCCUGUUUGAUGGUUCAUCGGAGGGCAUAGCGGGAUUUUUUAUAAGCGUCCGGGUUAGAGACCCGCUCCUUUAAAGCGGCAGCUCUACCCUUUAGCUCAGUGCGGAUGUUGCCUGUAAUCCAUGGCUUCUGGUUGGGGUAUGUACGUACAGUCACUGUGGGGACGACGUCAUCGACGCACUUAUUGAUGAACCCAGUGACUGAUGUGGUGUACUCCUCAAUGCCAUCGGAAGAAUCCCGGAACAUAUUCCAGUCUGUGCUAGCAAAAACAGUUCUAUAGCUUAGCACAACUCAUGAACUUGUCUUAACAAUUUACGUUACUCAGCUAACUAUACUGAGAAAAAAUAUAAAUGCAACAUGUAAAGUGUUGAUCCCAUGUUUCAUGAGCUGAAAUAAAAGAUCCCAGAAAUGUUUCAUUUGCAGAAGAAGCUUAUUUCUCUCAAAUGUUGUGCACAAAUUUGUUUACAUCGCUGUUAGUGAGCAUUUCUCAUUUGCCAAGAUAAUCCAUCCACCUGACAGGUGGCAUAUCAAGAAGCUGAUUAAACAGCAUGAUCAUUACACAGGUGCACCUUGUGCUGGGGGACAAUAAAAUGCAAAUUUGCAGUUUUGACGUACAACACAAUGUCACAGAUGCCUCAAGUUUUGAGGGCGCGUACAAUUGGCAUGCUGACUGCAGGAAUGUCCACCAGAGCUGUUGCCAGAUAAUUUAAUGUUAAUUUCUCUACCAUAAGCCACCUCCCAACAUCGUUUUAGAGAAUUUGGCGAUACGUCCAACCGGCCUCACAACCGUAGACCACAAUUAACCACGCCAGCCCAGGACCUCUACAUCCGGCUUCUUCACCUGCGGGAUUGUUUCAGACCAGCCACCUAGACAGCUGAUGAAUCUGUGGGUUUGCACAAAUGAAGAAUUUCAGCACAAACUGUCAGAAACCGUUUCAGGGAAGCUUAUCUGUGUGAUUGUUGUCCUCACCAGGGUCUUGACCUGACUGCAGUUCGGCGUCGUAACUAACUUCAGUGUGCAAAUGCUCACCUUCAAUGGCCACUGGCAGGCUGUAGAAUUGUGCUCUUCACGGAUGAAUCCCGGUUUCAACUGUACCGGGCAAAUGGCAGACAGCGGGAAUGGCGUCGUGUGGGCGAGCGGUUUGCUGAUGUCACCAUUGAACAGAGUGCACCAUGGUGGCGGUGGGGUUAUGGUAUGGGCAGGAAUAAGCUACGGACAACCAACACAAUUGCAUUUUAUCAAUGGCAAUUUUAAUGCACAGAGAUACCGUGAUGAGAUCCUGAGGACCAUUGUUGUGCCAUUCAUCCACCGCAAUCACCUUAUGUUUCAGCAUGAUAAUGCACGGCCCCAUGUCGCAAGGAUCUGUACACAAUUCCUGGAAGCUGAAAAUGUCCAAGUUCUUCCAUGGCCUGCAUACUCACCAGACAUGCCACCCAUUGAGCAUGUUUGGGAUGCUCUGGAUCGACGCGUACGACCGUGUGUACCAGUUCCCGCCAAUAUCCAGCAACUUCGCACAGCCAUUGAAGUGUGGGACAACAUUCCACAGGCUACAAUCAACAGACUGAUCAACUCUAUGCGAAGGAGAUGUGUCACGUUGCAUGAGGCCAGUGUUGCCAUGUUCGCAGUUUUCUAGCCAAAUUGGGCUACUUUGAAAAUGAUUUUGCGGGUGAAACUGCAUUGGUCGCGGAUGGCGGGUAUUAGGCAACUUCUAAAUUGCACUGCGGCUGCCAUGGCAUUUCUCUUAAAAAUACAUAUUUCACUGUGACCUGCUGCUACUGACUAUCAGGCAGUGAGCAGGCUGUUACUGAGUUAGUGAAUUGUGGAGAGGGGGAGGGCCGGAGGGGUGUGUGUGAGUUGAGAGAGUGCUGUAGCUGAGACGGUGACGCUCGCACAUCGUGACCAGUUGUAGGUAGGCUAUUUAGAUUGGUCAUUAUGGAGACACCCUUUUUCCAUAAAACAUAUUAAUGCGCUACAACUGAUAUAACGGCGAUAAAGCAUUGGAAAAUGACUUUAGGCACACUAGAGCUCUUUUAGAUAAAUUCUCUUAGAGGUGGUUUAAGUAAACUGCAUUCAAAUGUCGACUUGUCUUAUGGAUAACAGAAUAAAGCGAAGGACUUUACUCAUGCUCAGUUCUAGGGUCUGGAGCGUUGCAUGAGUGGAAAUUUGAAAUGGAAGUUAUGGAACUCCCUCGCGUGCUUGUGUUAUGGGGAAAAAGUCCACAAUGAAAAUGACAUAAAAAAAUGUGGCCAAUGAUUGGCUACAUUUGCAUCUGUUGGCCAUCAAGUAGGCUAUUCAUGUCUAUGCCAUUGCAGACUACUGUAGCCUACCAUUUGAUACUAUACAAAUAUUGAAAUGACUAUCACUGGAAUUAUUGCAAAUCAAUUUGUGCCACUUGUGUAGCCUACCUGGAGCUGGCAAAAUGAUUUAAUAAAUAGCCUAUAACUCUGUUUUCUUGUUGUAGCCUUGUGUUAUUAUGCAACUAUUAAUGGCCAUAUUUAGUUAAUUGGAAGUUAUCAAUUGUGAUCAUGGUCACAGCCCUAUCGCAAAUGUACAGUGCAUUUGGGAAGUAUUCAGACCCCUUGACUUUUUCCACAUUUUGUUAUGUUACAGCCGGAUUCAAAAAUGUAUUAAAUUGUUUUUCCCCUUCAUCAAUCUACACACAAUAUCCCAUAAUGACUAAGCAAAAACAAAGUUUAAAAAACAUCACAUUACAUAAGUAUUCAGACCCUUUACCCAGUACUUUGUUGAAGGACCUUUGGCAGCGAUUACAGCCUUGUCUUCUUGGGUAUGACUCUACAAGCUGGGCGCACCUGUAUUUGGCGAGUUUCUCCCAUUCUUCUCUGCAGAUCCUCUCAAGCUCUGUCAGGUUGGAUGGGGAGCGUCUCUGCACAGCUAUUUUCAGGUCUCUCCAGAGAUGUUCAAGUCCAGGCUCUGGCUGGGCCACUCAAGGACAUUCAGAUACUUGUCUCGAAGCCACUCCUUCAUUGUCUUGGCUGUGUGCUUAUGGUCGUUGUCCUGUUGGAAAGUGAACCUUCACCCCAAUCUGAGGUCCUGAGUGCUCUGGAGCAGGUUUUCAUCAAGGAUCUCUCUGUACUUUGCUCUGUUCAUCUUUCCCUCGAUCCUGACCAGUUUCCCAGUCCCUGCCGCUGAAAAACAUCCACACAGCAUGAUGCUGCCACCACAAUGCUUCACCGUAGGGAUGGUGCCUGGUUUCCUCCAGACAUGACACUUGGCAUUCAAGCCAAAUAAUUAAAUCUUGGUUUCAUCAGACCAGAGAAUCUUAUUUCUCAUAGUCCGAGUCCUUUAGGUGCCUUUUGGCAAACUCCAAGCGGGCUGUCAUGUGCCUUUUACUGAGGAGUGGCUUCCGUCUGGGCACUCUACAAUAAAGGCCUGAUUGAUGGAGUGCUGCAGAGAUUGUUGUCCUUCUGGAAGGUUCUCCCAUCUCCACAGAGGAACUCUAGAGCUUGGUCAGAGUGACCAUCGGGUUCUUGGUCACCUCCCUGACCAAGGCCCAUCUCCCCUGAUUGCUCAGUUUGGCUGGUCGGACAGCUUUAGGAAGAUUCUUGGUGGUUCCAAACUUCUAUCUAAGAAGCAUGGAGGCCACUGUGUUCUUGGGGAACUUCAAUGCAGCAGACAUUUUUUGGUACCCUUCCCCAGAUCUGUGCCUCGACACAAUCCUGUUUUGGAGCUCUACGGACAAUUCCUUCGACCUCAUGGCUUGGUUUUUGCUCUGACAUGCACUGUCAACUGUGGGACCUUUAUAUAGACAGGUCUGUGCCUUUCCAAAUCAUGUCCAAUCAAUUGAAUGUACCACAGGUGGACUCCAAGUUGUAGAAACAUCUCAAGGAUGAUCAAUGGAAACAGGAUGCACCUGAGCUCAAUUUCGAGUCUCAUAGCAAAGGGUCUGAGUACUUAUGUAAAUAAGGUAUUUCAUUUUAUUUUUUAUAAAUGUGCAACAUUUUCUAAACCAGUUUUUUUUUGUCAUUAUGGGGUGUGUGUGUGUGUGUGUGGAUUGACAUUUAUUUUUUAAUUCAUUUUAGAAUAAGGCUGUAACAUAACAAAAUGCGGAAAAAGGGAAGGGGUCUGAAUACUUUCCGAAUGCACUGUAUCAUUCUCCACAUUUAAUGUCAAUUUCAUUGUGGACUUUCCCUCAAAUUAGAUGUUGGCAUAUUGGCUUGUCAGGGCCUAUAGGCUACCUGCAUCUAGCUCAGCAAACCAUGUCAAAGUUGAAUUGCAAUUAUAAACCCAGAUUUUAGUCAGUAGCCUAUGCCUAUUGAAAUAACAGAUCAAUUUUGCAAAUAGGCCAUUUAUAACAGUUAUUAGUCUUAAUAUCUGGCACAUAAUAAUGGCAAAAUUGCCAGAAAAUAGCCCAACAUUCGUUUUUUUGAGAUCCUCUGUCCAACUUUCAUCACUCAAACUCUCCUGUCCGAUGUAUCUAUAGUUAUGCACAUGCGCAAACAGGAUUUAUUUACAAUUAUAAACUGGGUGGUAUGAGCCCUGAAUGCUGAUUGGUUGAAGGCCAUGGUAUAUCAGACAUGUACCACUGGCAUGACAAAAAUCUACUUUUUAAUUAACUAAUUACGUUGGUAACCCGUUUAUAAUAGCAAUAAGGCACCUCAGGGGUUUGUGGUAUAUGGCCAAUUUUAUUUUACCUUUUAUUUAACUAGGCAAGUCCGUUAAGAACCAACUCUUAUUUACAAUGACGGCCUACACCGGCCAAACCCAGACGACGCUGGGCCAAUUGUGCGCCGCCCUAUGGGACUCCCAAUCACGGCCGGUUGUGAUACAGCCUGGAAUCCAACCAGGGUGCCAUAGACCACUGCGCCACUCGGGUGUGUCCUAAGAACAGCCCUUAGCUGUGGUAUAAUGGCAAUACUCCACACCUCCUCUGGCCUUAUUGCUUAAUCAUAGCAGUCAAAACAAGUUAAAUCGACAUCCAUUGAUGGAAAGUUAUCUGGAGAGUUUAAGGACUAUCUUUUCUCGUGACAUUCUUAAACUCACAAUAAUUAUUUUGAUGGAAAACCGAAUUUUGCUUCUCAGCCUACUUAGUUAAAAUUACGUUGACAUUCCUUAAUUCGCUCGACAACGUUAUGAAAAAAGGGUUUAUUGGAUAAAUGUGGCACUCCUCUCUUGCUGCGAAAAAUUAUUUGGGGGGCUAGUUUUCAGGCCUUGUGGGUUGGUUUUCAGAGGUCAUUGGGCUAGAAAUGUUAGCUAGACCUGGUAACCCUGUAUGAGGCAAAUGGUGGUCACACCAGAUACUGACUAGUUUUCUGAUCCACGCCCCUACCUUUUUUUUAAGGUAUAUGUGACCAACAGAUGCAUAUGUGUAUUCCCAGUCAUGUGAAAUCAGAGGUGGAAAAAGUACUCAAUUGUCAUACUUGAGUAAAAGUAAAGAUACCUUUUUAAUAGAAAAUGACUCAAGUAAAAGUGAAAGUCACCCAGUAAAUUGAAAUACCCAUUAUCACAAAUGUAAUAGCCAAUUAAGCUAGCGAACAGUUAGCCACAUUGGUGGAACCAAUGUUGUGUUCGAGACCACCUAAAGCGAGACCGAUUCAAGACUAAGACCGGAGCAAAUCGAGUCCAAAUCAAGACCAAGACCGGUGGGGGGACAAGGGGUCCGAGAGAGUCAAAACCGAGACCAGAAAAAUGCGAGUCCAAUUCAAGACCAUGAUUGUAAUUUUGUCAAAUCACCACCACAAUAAGAUUUAAAAUUGUCCAGUAUUUCUGUGUUCAUAUUUCAGGACAACAUAUAGAUACUUUAGACAUUCAAAAUAGUGACAAUAAUGCAUGCUGAGGGAAAAUGGAGCCACUCUACAAAUGACUAACAAACACAGUGGGGAACAAUGAGCCUUCUACAGCUUCAGAGAAGGGCUAAGGAUUUAUAAAAUAAUGAUUCAUUAUAUUAUUUUCAAUGAUGUUCUGAUUUUAAUCUAGUCAGUUUUUGUUGGAAAGGGUUAACACUGAAGAGAAAAAAAGAUCCAAUCAGGAUUUUUCUUUGCUGGUCUCUGGGGAGAUACAUCUAGCUAGCUAAGUCAGCCAUUGGCUAGGUUUUCAGAAGCUAGAUAAAGGCAUCUGCCAUUCAACUGUAUUAGGGCAACAUUUUGGAGUGACAGUGGAAUCAACCAAUCACAUUUUGACUUAAUGGGUGGGACCGUUUUUACAAAAGGUAUGGAAACUUCUGCUUUGAAAUCCAACAGGUCACUGCUUAAUUAUCACUAUUAUAGUGAGCAGUAGUUUUUCCCAUGGUCUAGCUAGCUUGCUUUUGUUGUCGGCUAGUUUACAGCGGCUGCAGCAGGCGUUAUCAAAGAGGAUGUUGUUGCUAAUUUGUUAGCUUCUCCCUUUUCAAGAAUAACUUUCAACAAGAAGUUAAGUUUCAAAUUAUCAUCUGGUGAGUGGAACUGUAUUUUUUUUUAUUGCAGCGCGCUUGCUGUUAGCCAUCUCUUUCAAAAUAAGUUAUGUGUGUGAAACAUUGUUACAUUUAAAGUGGAACUGGCAGCAUUUUAGCAACAUGACAUCUUAUUCAAAUAUGUUCAUAUACACCCCCAGGAAUAAUCAGACACUUUUUAAAAACAUUUUCUGACACGCGACCACUUGGAUAUGGUCAUUUUCAUAAAUUCUUAGAAUGUAUGAAUAAGUAUUGGCAUUUGUGAAAAUUCUAUAGCAAUAUAGAGUGGGAAAGCGGCUGUGUGUUUGGACAAUUAAUAGACACUGCAGUAAAUUAAACCGAAUAAAAACAUCUGUCUUGUCCAGGACUGGAGUCCACACAGACCGGUGCGCUAUAGCCAAUCAGAGCUACAGUAGUCCUUUAUACAAACAAACCAUUUGUCACAUGGGCCUGCCAUCAUUCACUUUGAACUGGACUGUGUCUUUACAGGCAGUUGCAACUUUAGAUCAUUAGAACGCAUUCGCCAAAAGCCACAAAAUACACCGGAAUGGAUUUCUGCAAAUAUGUCAAUACCACGGGAGUCCUCUUACAUUUGGGAACUUUACAGUUCUAUUGAUCAAACAACCAUGAAAAGGUAGGCUCUCUCUCCCCCAGUUAUGCACAUCAACAACUAAUGAUAGCCAGAGCAAGUGCCAGGAUAACAACCUCUCCCUCAACGUGAUCAAAACAAAGGAGAUGAUUGUGGACUACAGGAAAAAAAAGAGGACCGCACGCCCCCAUUCUCAUCGACGGGGCUGUAGUGGAACAGGUUGAGAGCUUCACCAACAAACUAUCAUGGUCCAAACACACCAAGACAGUCGUGAAGAGGGCACAACAAAGCCUAUUCCCCCUCAGGAGACUGAAAAGAUUUGGCAUGGGUCCUCAGAUCCUCAAAGUUCAGUGGUAUAUCCCAUCCCUGCAUUGAGGUAUGUUUUCGACCAUUAUCUCCCACCGGUUCCACGUUGUCUUAAUGUAACCAUGAUUGCGUUCCGACCCCAGCACUUACAAAAAAAGAGAAGUUUUGAAACUGCAGUAAAAGUGCAGUAACUGCAGUCGACUGUGGUAUUUUGGACGCAGUAAUUGCAGAAUAACUGCAGUGUACUGCGUUACAGUUAUACUGCACUCUAACUGCAGUUACACUGCAAAAUUACUGCAGUAAAAAAAAAAAUAUUUUGGACACAGUAUUGGCAGCAUACUGCAGUUAUACUGCAGUGUACUGCAGUUAUAAUGCACUCUGACUGCAAUUUUCUUUCGUAAGGGACGGCAGCUCAAGCGUAAAGGUAGGGUCGGUAUCUUCUGGCAAGCUGCGGAGCCUAGAACUUCAGAGCUAUACCAUCUUGCCAUGUUAGGGGUUGUAUAAUUCAUUAACUGAUAUAAAUGUUAUUACACAGUUUUCUCCUACUCUUUAACAGGUCCAACAUGCCAGCAAGCGGAUCACGAAAGAGACACAGUACAAGGGUAUCGUCGAUUGCAUUACCCGCAUUCCCAAGGAAGAGGGCUUCCUUGCCUUCUGGAGAGGUAACCUGGCCAAUGUCAUCAGAGCCUUUCCCUCCCAGGCCCUCAACUUCGCCUUCAAAGACAAGUACAAGAGUUUCUUCCUUGACGGCGUAGACAAGUCCAAGCAGUUCUGGAGGUACUUCGCUGGCAACCUGGCCUCCGGUGGCGCUGCAGGAGCCACCUCCCUUUGCUUAGUUUACCCUCUUGAUUUCACAAGAACUCGUCUGGGAGCUGACGUCGGAAAGGGUGGAAUGAGGGAGUACAAUGGUCUAGCAGACUGCUUGGUGAAGACGUUUAGGUGUGACGGUCUGAGGGGUCUGUACCAGGGUUUCACAGUGUCUGUACAAGGCAUCAUCAUCUACAGAGGUUCCUACUUCGGCAUGUAUGACACAGCUAAAGGUAUAUAACACAAACAUUUUUACAGAAAGCUAUUGGUGUCUGGACAUUUAUAGAUAUGCAUGUGGAUAUGAAUAUGUACUAUUCUGUGUCCUUGCAGGUAUGUUGCCAGAUCCCAAGAACACUUCAAUUUUAGUGAGCUGGGCAAUUGCUCAGUCUGUAACUGCUGUGGCCGGCCUGACCGCCUACCCCUUCGACACCGUCCGUCGUCGUAUGAUGAUGCAGUCUGGCCAUAAAGGCGGUGAGUUUCCCUGUCACCCAAACCAUUUAAGCCCCGUUUGCAUUGGCACUUUGAAGUCAACCCAGGUUGGGCUGGCCUUGGUGGGCUAGCUCAAAUUGCAUUUCCACUGCCUCCAGAAAUUAUAAAUUAUGUAAUGUUGCUAGGUAGCCAAUGUGUGACUGCAGCUGGCUUCACUAAUGUUGCUAGCUAGCAAGAUGUUAGUUUAAUUCAUCCUCACCAUUUUUUAUUUUUUUUAUUUAACCUUUAUUUAACCAGGUAAGCCAGUUGAGAACAAGUUCUCAUUUACAACGGCGACCUGGCCAAGAUAAAGCAAAGCAGUGCGAUAAAAACAACAACACAGAGUUACAUAUGAGGUCAAACAAAACUAAAAAAGAAAAUAUAUAUACAGUGUGUGCAAAUGUAGCAAGUUAAGGAGGUAAGGCAAUAAAUAGGCUAUAGUGCAAAAUAAUUACAAUUAGUAUUAACACUGGAAUGAUAGAUGUGCAAGAGAUUAUGUGCAAAUAGGUGCAAAUGAGCAAAAUAAAAAUUUUCACCUUGUGUUUGUGGGUUUUUGUUCCUAGUCAGUCAUUGUCACUGUGGACUUCACGAAUCGUUAUUUGUUUUGUUGUUUCGGGUUUCGCUUUAAUUAAAUAAAGCAUCAUGUUCGUGCAACACGCUGCGCUUUGGUCUACUCCUUUCCAAGACGAUCGUGACAGAAAAACCCACCAUACCAGGACCAAGCAGCGUGUCCAGGAACAGGCAACCUGGACGUGGGAGCAGCGUCGGAGGGUCGAGAGGCAACCCCAAGAAAUUUUUAGGGGGGGGCACACGGCAGGGGCGACUGGGCAGCAGGAGGCUGCCACAGGGCGAUUAGGUGAGGAGGCCACCAGGUUAAGGGGGCUACUGGCGAAGAGGGAGCAGGAGUUAAUGUGGCAGAGGAUGGAGCUAUUAGAGGCGAUUAGGGAAAGGGUGAGAAAUGAGGCACGGCGAGAGGAACUCGGUAGGCAGCUGAGGGAGCGGAGGGUUAUGAUGAAACCCAGUCCCGCUCCUCACACCAAGCAAGUGGUGUGCGUCACCAGUCCGGUCCGGCCCGUUCCUGCUUCCCGCACUAAGUGUACGGUGCACGUCGCCAGCCCGGCCCGGCUCGUUCCUGCUUCCCGCACUAAGUGUACGGUGCGCAUCGCCAGCCCAGCCCGGCCUGUUCCUGCCUCUCGCAUCAAACCUACGGGGUGCGUCGCCAGCCCAGCCCGGCCUGUUCCUGUUCCACGCACAAAGCCUACGGUGUGCGUCGCAAGCCCUGCCCGGCCUGUUCCUGCUCCUCGCACUAAACCUACGGUGUGCGUCGCCAGCCCAGCCCGGCCUGUCCCUGCUCCACGCACCAAGCCUACGGGGUGCGUCGACAGCCCUGCCCGGCCUGUUCCUGCUCCACGCACCAAGUCUACGGUGUGCGUCGCCAGCCCUGCCCGGCCUGUUCCUGCUCCACGCACCAAGUCUACGGUGUGCGUCGACAGCCCUGCCCGGCCUGUUCCUGCUCCACGCACCAAGUCUACGGUGUGCGUCGACAGCCCUGCCCGGCCUGUUCCUGCUCCACGCACCAAGUCUACGGUGUGCGUCGACAGCCCUGCCCGGCCUGUUCCUGCUCCACGCACCAAGUCUACGGUGUGCGUCGCCAGCCCUGCCCGGCCUGUUCCUGCUCCACGCACCAAGUCUACGGUGUGCGUCGCCAGCCCUGUCCGGCCUGUUCCUGCUCCACGCACCAAGCCUACGGUAUGCGUCGUCAGCCCAGCCCGGCCUGUCCCUGCUCCACGCACCAAGCCUACGGGGUGCGUCGCCAGCCCUGUCCGGCCUGUCCCUGCUCCACGCACCAGGUCUACGGUGUGCGUCGUCAGCCCAGCCCGGCCUGUCCCUGCUCCACGCACCAAGCCUACGGGGUGCGUCGUCAGCCUGGUCCAGCCCGUUCCUGCCACUCGCACCAAGCCAGGGGUGCGAGUCGUCAGCCUGGUCCAGCCCGUUCCUGCCACUCGCACCAAGCCAGGGGUGCGAGUCGUCAGCCUGGUUCAGCCCGUUCCUGCUACUCGCACCAAGCCCGGGGUGCGAGUCGUCAGCCUGGUAAGACCGGUCAGCUGCUCCACAACGGAGCGUAAGCAAUCUGCUCCGUCAUUGUCCAGUCCAGAUCCAGCCAGCGGGGUCAGACCGGACCAGGGGCGCUAUGGGGGGUUGUUUGGAGGGUGGUGGGCAAGGCCGGGGCCAGAACCGCCGCCGAGGAGGUAUGCCCGCCCAGCCCUCCCUUGUUUAGCCCUUAUUGAGGCGCGGUCGCAGUCCGCGCCUUUAGGGGGGGGUACUGUCACGCUCUGGCUCCGGGACUCUGUAUGUUGAGCCAGGGUGUGUUCGUUUCUUUGUGUUCUGUUUCUUGGUUGGGUUGUUCUAGGUUGUUGUGUUUCUUUGUUUGAGUGACUCCCAAUCAGAGGUAACGAGUGUCAGCUGUUGGCUCGUUGUCUCUGAUUGGGAGCCAUAUUUAAACUGUCUGUUUUCACCUUGUGUUUGUGGGAGGGAUGAGGUAGUUGGGUGGGCUAAUUUCAGAUGGGCUGUGUACAGGUGCAGUGAUCGGUAAGGUGCUCUGACAACUGAUGCUUAAAGUUAGUGAGGGAGAUAAGAGUCUCCAGCUUCAGAGAUUUUUGCAAUUCGUUCCAGUCAUUGGCAGCAGAGAACUGGAAGGAAUGGCGGCCAAAGGAGGUGUUGGCUUUGGGGAUGACCAGUGAAAUAUACCUGCUGGAGCGCAUACUACGGGUGGGUGUUGCUAUGGUGACCAAUGAGCUAAGAUAAGGCGGGGAUUUGCCUAGCAGUGAUUUAUAGAUGGCCUGGAGCCAGUGGGUUUGACGACGAACAUGUAAUGAGGACCAGCCAACAAGAGCGUACAGGUCACAGUGGUGGGUAGUGUAUGGGGCUUUGGAGACAAAACGGAUGGCACUGUAAUAGACUACAUCCAAUUUGCUGAGUAGAGUGUUGGAGGCUAUUUUGUAAAUGACAUCGCCGAAGUCAAGGAUCGGUAGGAUAGUCAGUUUUACGAGGGCAUGUUUGGCAGCAUGAGUGAAGGAGGCUUUGUUGCGAAAUAGGAAGCUGAUUCUGGAUUUAACUUUGGAUUGGAGAUUCUUAAUGUGAGUCUGGAAGGAGAGUUUACAAUCUAACCAGACACCUAGGUAUUUGUAGUUGUCCACAUACUCUAGGUCAGACCCGUCGAGAGUAGUGAUUCUGGGCGGGUGCCAGCAGCGUUCGAUUGAAGAGCAUGCAUUUAGUUUUACUAGUGUUUAAGAGCAGUUGGAGGCUACUGAAGGAGUGUUGUAUGGCAUUGAAGCUUGUUUGGAGGUUUGUUAACACAGUGUCCAAUGAAGGGCCAGAUGUAUACAAAAUGGUGUCGUCUGCGUAGAGGUGGAUCUGAGAGUCACCAGAAGCAAGAGCGACAUCAUUGAUAUACACAGAGAAAAGAGUCGGCCCAAGAAUUGAACCCUGUGGCACCCCCAUAGAGACUGCCAUAGGUCCAGACAAUAGGCCCUCUGAUUUGACACAUUGAACUCUAUCUGAGAAGUAGUUGGUGAACCAGGCGAGGCAGUCAUUUGAGAAACCAAGGCUAUUUAGUCUGCCAAUAAGAAUGCGGUGGUUGACAGAGUCGAAAGCCUUGGCCAGGUCGAUGAAGACGGCUGCACAGUACUGUCUAUUAUCGAUCGCGGUUAUAAUAUCGUUUAGGACCUUGAGCGUGGCUGAAGUGCACCCAUGACCAGCUCGGAAACCGGAUUGCAUUGCGGAGAAGGUACGGUGGGAUUCGAAAUGGUUGGUGAUCUGUUUGUUAACUUGGCUUUCAAAAACUUUCGAAAGGCAGGGCAGGAUAGAUAUAGGUCUGUAACAGUUUGGAUCUAGAGUGUCACCCCCUUUGAAGAGGGGGAUGACCGCGGCAGCUUUCCAAUCUCUGGGGAUCUCAGACGUUAUGAAAGAGAGGUUGAACAGGCUAGUAAUAGGGGUUGCGACAAUUUCGUCGGCUAGUUUUAGAAAGAAAGGGUCCAGAUUGUCUAGCCCAGCUGAUUUGUAGGGGUCCAGAUUGUGCAGCUCUUUCAGAACAUCAGCUGUCUGAAUUUGUGUGAAGGAGAAGCGGGGGGGGCAUGGGCAAGUUGCAGCGGAGGGUGCAGAGCUCGUGGCCGGGGUAGUGGUAGCCAGGUGGAAUGCAUGGCCAGCCGUAGCAAAAUGCUUGUUGAAAUUCUCGAUUAUUGUAGAUUUAUCGGUGGUGAUAGUGUUUCCUAGCCUCAGUGCAGUGGGCAGCUGGGAGGUAGUGCUCUUAUUCUCCAUGGACUUUACAGUGUCCCAAAACUUUUUGGAGUCUGUUUGAAAAAGUUAGCCUUUGCUUUCCUAACUGCUUGUGUAUAUUGGUUCCUAACUUCCCUGAAAAGUUGCAUAUCGCGGGGGCUAUUUGAUGCUAAUGCAGUAUGCCACAGGAUGUUUUUGUGCUGGUAAAGGGCAGUCAAGUCUGAGGAGAACCAGGGGCUAUAUCUGUUCUUAGUUCUGUAUUUUUUGAUUGGGGCAUGUUUAUUUAAGAUUGAGAGGAAAUUACUUUUAAAGAACAACCAGGCAUCCUCUACUGACGGAAUGAGAUCUAUAUCCAUCCAGGAUACCUGGGCCAGGUCAAGUAGGAAGGCCUGCUCGCUAAAGUGUUUUAGGGAGCAUUUGACAGUGAUGAGGGGUGGUCGUUUGACCGCGGACCCGUUAAGGACGCAGGCAAUAAGGCAGUGAUCGCUGAGAUCCUGGUUGAAGACAGCGGAGGUGUAUUUAGAGGGUAAGUUAGUCAGGAUGAUAUCUAUGAGGGUACCCAUGUUUAUGGAUUUAGGGUUGUACCUGGUAGGUUCGUUGAUAAUUUGUGUGAGAUUGAGGGCAUCUAGUUUGGAUUGUAGGAUGGCCGGGGUGUUAAGCAUAUCCCAAUUUAGGUCACCAAGCGGUACGAACUCUGAGGAUAAAUGGGGGGCAAUCAAUUCACAUAUGGUGUCCAGGGCACAGCUGGGGGCUGAGGGGGGGUCUGUAGCAAGCGGCAACAGUGAGACUUAUUUCUGGAAAGGUGGAUUUUUAGAAGUAGAAGCUCAAACUGUUUGGGCACAGACCUGGAUAGUAUGAUAGAGCUCUGCAGGCUAUCUCUACAGUAGAUUGCAACUCCACCCCCUUUGGCAGUUCUAUCUAGACUGAAAAUGUUAUAGUUGGGGAUGGAAAUUUCAGAAUUUUUGGUGGCCUUCCUAAGCCAGGAUUCAGACACUGCUAGAACAUCAGGGUUGGCGGAGUGUGCUAACGCAGUGAUUAACUCAAAUUUAGGAAGGAGACUUCUGAUAUUAACAUGCAAGAAACCAAGGCUUUUACGGUUACAGAAGUCAACAAAUGAUAGCGCCUGGGGAGUAGGAGUGAUACUGGGGGCUGCAGGGCCUGGGUUAGCCUCUACAUCACCAGAGGAACAGAGGAGGACUAGAAUAAGGAUACGGCUAAAGGCUUUAAGAACUGGUCUUCUAGUGCGUUGGAUACAGAGAAUAAAGGGGGCAGAUUUCCGGGCGUUGUAGAAAAGAUUCAGGGCAUUAUGUACAGACAAGGAUAUGGAAGGAUAUGAGUACAGUGGAGGUAAACCUAAGCGUUGGGUAACAAUGAAAGAGAUAGCAUCACUGGAGGCACCGAUUUGAGUCGGUCUCCGCGUGUAUGGGGGGUGGGACAAAGGAGCUAUCUAAGGCAGGUUUAGCUGGGCUGGGGGAUCUACAGUGAAAUAGUACAAUAAGAAAUAACCCGAAACAGCAAUAAGCAAACCAUAUUGACAUGGGAGAGAGGCAUAAAGCAAUCACAGGUGUAAUUUGAGAGAGCUAAGACAACAGCUGGUAAUGGCGACACAGUUUGGGCUGAGGCUAAACAUAAACAGGAUGCGGUACCGUAAAAAGGAACAGUCCAGCAGGCAUCAGCUGUAUAGCUGAGUUAUCAUAAGGUCCGGUGAACAGCAAUAGGAUAGUUCGAAGGUAGUUCGGGGGCUGCUAAAGCACUAGCGAGCAAGAGGCCUCGGCUAGCGUGUGCUAGCGGGCCGGGGCUAGCAGAUGGAAUCUUCGUGGUCGACGUCGUAACGGGAAGCCUGUUGUAACCACAUCAGACGAUUUCGUCGGCAGACCAGUCGUGUUGGAUCGGCGGGGCUCCGUGUCAACACUAGGUGGUCCCGUCCGGUUGACAGAGAGGUAGAUAGCCGGGAGAUGGGCCUGGCUCAUCUCAUGGGCCUGGCUCAAAGCUAGCUCAGGCUGAUUAGCCAAACCACAACGGCAAUUUUGUUGCAGCUAGCUGGUAGCGAUGAAUCCGGUGUUAAAGGUCCAGCGAUCCAGUGAUUCCGGCAGAAAAACCGAUAUGUUCUGGGUCGAUAACGCGCUGUGCAGACAGUACAGACUGGCCGAAUAAUAGUCCAGGCUAGAGCUGGCUGGUAGGUGGUGCAGGCCACGGACAAUGGUGAAAAACCGCUAACGGUAGCUGUAACUAACGUUACCCCAUACUCCUGCCAGUGCCAGCCAGACUCAGAGCCAUGUAAUUAGCUUGCUGACAUUAGCUAGCUUAAUUCCUACCUUGCUUGCCAUGGUAUGGGCUAUUAGCUAGCUAUCUAAUCAAGCAAACCAGACGACCUGGCCAGCUAAAAUUCCUGCUAGCUCACGUUAGCUAGCUAGGUAGCUUGUUUCAACUGAUUGACUGUUCUCAUAAAAGUUUAUUGUGUAGUGCAAAAAUGUAUGAAGGAUCCAGCUAUGGUGGUAAUUCGUGUAAUGUCUGUACUGCAGUACUGCUUGUCCAUGUGCUAGCUAACAGCAACAAGGCCAAACGAGCUAGUUAACGUUGUAAGCAUCCAGCAGUGAUCAGCUUGGUGGUUGUAUAGUAACGGCGUCACCAGCCCAAAUUCUAAUCGAGCUGGCACCAGUUGCCCGGGUUUCCCUCGACCCUGCUCGAAUUUGAGAAUUCCAUUUGAACCAUCUUGAAUUUGGCCCUAAUUUUAAGUGCCAGUGGAAACGGGGCUUUAGUGUUAACACGUUUAAAUGGAUAGGGAAGAAUUCCACAUCUGGAAGACUAGAAGCAACAUGCUAUUCCAAAUACUACUUAAUUGGCAUAACAUUCUAACUUGUGUCACCUUACAUUUUUUCAGCUGAUAUCAUGUAUAAUGGGACCAUUGACUGCUGGAAGAGGAUUGCUCAUGAUGAGGGUGGCAAGGCCUUCUUCAAGGGAUCCUGGGCCAACAUUCUCAGAGGCACGGGUAGUGCCUUUGUGCUGGUCUUUUAUGAUGAGCUCAAUAAAGUCCUCUAA
This is a messenger RNA of Coregonus sp. 'balchen', 24415 nucleotides long. NCBI's taxonomy places the organism in Eukaryota, Metazoa, Chordata, Actinopteri, Salmoniformes, Salmonidae. The record is from the annotation of a GenBank genome assembly.